UUCCCCACCAUCCCAUUUAAUUUCCCCACCUCCCCACCAUUAUAAACCCAAGCCACGAGAAGCAACAGUCGCAGCCGCGAGAAAACUCGAGCCCCGCCGCCGCCGAUUAAUUCCCCAGCCCACGCGAGUCGACAGCCGAUUUCGAUCCUGAUUCCAUCCCUCUCGUGUUUCUAGGUAAGGAUCACGAACCCCUUCGCGAUCUCUACACUCGAUUUAUCGAUAGUCUAAUCCGAAACUCGUAUUUUUAUUAGCGGUGACGUUGAGGGUUCGAUCAAUAAGGAGAUCAACGUCACGGGUCAUCCAACCUAGGCCUAGGCACUUUCUAGAGGUAAGGGAACUCGAUCCCUUUGAGUUAGAUAGAUCGAUUUGGUGAUUUUUUUGUGAGGGGUGCAAUUCUGGGUUUUAGCAACAGGCUUUUAGUGACAGAUUUUGAUUGGUCAUUAAAGCUUCUGAGAAUUUCCAGAAAAGUAUUUUUGGAUGUUCUAAAUUAUUUCGUGCCUCUCUGAAGGUUUGAUUUCUGGAUCUAACAAUUUUAUAAAUUAAGAGACGUAUAGGAGAUGAUUUUAAUUUAAUUUGGAAAAUGUUGGAGAUGUAUUUCUAUUUUUAGAAAUUGUUUUAAUAUUCGUUUUAAUUAAAUAAAAAUCUUUCCGAGGGGUUUUUAAGGGUUUGAUAAUUUUCUAGGGUAUAGGGGCUCAUGAUUGACAUGGGAAAAUUAUUAUCCAAAAUUUGUAGAAGGUUCUAGUUAGGUGGAAAAUUCGUGCAAGACUAAAAUAAUUAAGAAAAAUGGUCGUUUUUUAAGGGAUUAAUUCUAGAAAAUUUUAGUGUGGGUUAAAGCACCCUUGGAACGAGGUUCAAGGACUGGAGUUUGAGGAGAGAAUGUUCUAGUGAUUCAAAAGGAGGUUUUAAAUCAAGAAAGGUCGUCUAAGAAAAUGGAUUCUUAUUAAUAGGUUUCCCCAAGAUAAUCCGGCUAAGGAGGGGUUUCUUCGAGGAAGGAAUUGAGGAGUUAGCUUUUCGAGGUGAGUGUAAAGGGGGUAAUAUCUCAGUCGAGGUCUUUUAGUUUAUGCCUUUUAUUUCAAGUUAUUAUUUAGUUAAUUUUUCUAGUAUGCGCGAUAUGUGUGUGAGGCAUCCCACCGCCUGUAAGGGUGGAGGCACGCGUUGUGCUAUGUAUGAAUGUAUGUAUGCUUGUAUGGUUGAUGGUAUGAGGAACCCCCGGGCGGUUGGGCCACUACUGGACGCGGUAGAUGGUCGGGUCACUGUUGGACGGCGAGACGUAUCGCAGCAGUUGAUCGAGUAUGUUGGGGUCACUAGUGGACGGCGAGACGUAACGGAGUAAUUGACGGGCAUGGACCGGACGGCGAGACGUAACGCAGUGCCAUUGCGGAGUUUGGGUAUAAAACCGGACGGCGAGACGUAACGCGGUUGGCAUACUAGAGUAGGACACCGGACGGCGAGACGUAACGUGGUGGUCCUAGUGUUUUGUGUUGAGAUAAGGAUAGAGGUCGAGAACUUUUAUGAGUCAAUGUUGAAAUGAGUUGAUAAGAAUGGUUAUUUAAGAGCAGAAAGCGAGAACGACUUUCAUGCUAGGAAGGCAUUCCCCUAAUAACGUGUUUAGUAAGGAGUUUGCCUAGGGCAAAGACCUUAGGAAGUAACGACGAGACUGACCCCUUCUCAUUCACCAGGUUGAUGAUAGUCUAGCAGAAGUGGAACACGGGAAGAAGCAGGGUGAGGCGAGUAGCAGUACCAGCGUCGACGGGAUAUCGGAAAGCUCGUGAGAAGUCAAGUUAGAUUAGUUAAUUAUUAUGUUUCAUGGUUAUUAGUAUAAACUGGAGAUUCUGUGUUAAGUCGUUUUAAGUGUUGGAGAUUGAUAAUUUUGUCCAAGUAUUGGGGCUUUUCGUUAAAAAUUCUCAAAUAAUGUCGGUUGUUUAUUUUAAAAUGUGGUUUGGGUUGCUCCAGAGUAACCGGUUUUUGGUUGGAGUUAUGGUUUGGUUUUUGAAAAGAGACGGGACGUGUCAGACAACAGGUUUCUGUCAAAGAAACUGGGGGAUUGUGAGCUCUGAUAUCAUUGAAGGAGUGCAUCACUUUUUUCAUCACAAAACCCUCCCUCGAGGUAUGAACGCAUCAUCUCUUACUUUAAUCCCAAAGUCUCCCAACGCUGAUAACCUCAAUGCUUAUAAACCUAUUGCCUGCAUCAACAUAUUAUACAAAAUUGUUGCAAAGGUCCUGGCCAAUAGGAUUAGAACUAUUCUCCCUUAAGUAAUAAGUAGAAAUCAGUCUGCAUUUAUCCAAGGAAGAAGCAUUUUGGAAAAUAUUCUAAUGGCCCAAGAAGUAGUGUAGAAUUACAAUAGAAUGCAGUUGUCUUCCAGGUGUGCAGAUAAGAUAGAUCUUAAAAAAGCUUUCGACUCAGUGAACUGGGAGUAUCUUAUCUGUGUUAUGAGCCAUAUGGGAUUCCCACAGCUUUUUCUCGAUUGGAUUCUGGUAUGUCUGAACUCUGCGUUCUUUAGUAUUUCGAUACAUGAAAGUCUUUUUGGUUUCUUUCAAUCUGCAAAAAGGGUCGGGCAGGGGGAUCAUCUAUCCCCCUACCUCUUCACCAUCGAUAUGGAACCACUUACUGGUCUUUUAAAUCAAGCUGGAGCCUCUAAUGUGAUCCCUUUCCAUCCACAAUGCAAGAGAGUUGACCUCACUCACAUCUGCUUCGCCGGUGAUCUUCUAAUAUUCACUGAAGGUUCAGCAAGGGCUUUAUCUAGAGUUCAAUCUGUCUUGGAUAGGUUCAAUCAACUCUCGGGGGUUGCAAUGUAACCCUGAGAAAUGUGAAGUGUUCUUUGGUGGUCAAGCUCAUGUUUUUAAGCUUAUUGCAUUGUGAUCUUCAGGGUUCAGAGAAGGGCAAUUUCCUGUUAGAUAUCUGGGCCUCCCUCUGACUACAGGUAAGCUUUCCAACCAUGAAUGUACUAUGCUCAUUGACAAAUUGACUCGGAGGAUUCGUAGCUGGAGGGCCAUCACUCUAUCAUAUGGGAGAUGAUUACAACUCAUUGAAUUGGUCUUCUAUUCCCUCAUUCAUUACUGGAUGGUGGUUUUUGUUAUUCCUAAGAAAGUAAUCAAAGCUAUCCAGAAAGCUUGUUCUAAUUUUCUUUGGGAUGGUGACAAGUCAGGGAGGGCUAAAGUUGCCUGGGAGCAUAUAGCCUUACCAAAGAACGAAGGAGGUUUAGGUCUGAAGGAUUUAAUCUCUUGAAAUAUAACCUGCAUUGCCAGGCUCAUCUAGCUUCUUCUUGUUCGGGGAGGAAGUUUCUGGGUUGCUUGGGUCUCCCGCUAUAGACUAAGGGGGACUUCCCUUUAAGAGGUGAAACUAACAGCUGCAGGAUCAUGAUAUGGAAACAGGUCCUCAAAAUCAGAUCUUGGCUACAGUUUAGAAUGGGAGUGGAUAGUGAUGGAGAGGUUACCUGGCUUGGGAACAAGAUCAUCAGGUUCUCUGUUUCCACCUUUUGGAACACCUUGCGUAUCAGACAACCUAUCGUUACCUGGUGGAAGAUCAUUUGGGGCAAAUUCGCUCUGCCCAGAUGCAGAAUUUUGGCGUGGCUCAUCAUUAUUAAUCGAAUCUCCACGAGAGACAAGCUCAUGAUGUGGGGAUUAACAACGAAUGAUAGUUGUGUUCUUUGUGCAGCAGUUUGUGAAUAUCGGAAGCACUUGUUCUGUGAGUGUGCUUUCACCUCUGCAUUCCUCUCUUAUCUUCUCAGAACUAAUAUCCAACUGCCUGCUACGUGGGAGGAAAUGAUGCAGCUGAUGUCCCACAAAGCUAAACGUACUGACAGCAGAAGUUUGCUUGAGUGUUUCAUAUGGUGCUGGUCUAUCUCGUUUAUCUGGAGAGAACGCUGCAAUAGAGUAUUUGGAGUAAGCCCUUGACAACCUGAGCUUCUACCAUCCAUGAUGAGAGAUGAAGUUCACCUUUUUAGUAGAGGCAAUUUUGAGUUUCAAACCAUGCUUCAGAGUAUGUCGGAUUUAUAUAAGAUCAUUGGACCUCAGUAGAUAGUUUUUCUGCUUUCUGUUACUCCUUGGGAGUUUUACGUUGGACAGCUUACUGUCUUGUAUGUUUUUGACUCGUGCAGCUUGCAACGAGUGUGCUUUAAUGGAAAUUGCUAAUUAUAAAAAAUGGAUCUUAUUAGAUUUCUUUUGUAUUAAAUAAUAUGAUUUCAUUAUUUAUUUUAUUUUUAAAAUGAUAUAAAUGAAGGAAAAUUAUAUUUUCUGAAAUAAAAUCAAAAUAUGAUAAGGAUAAUCUUGUAUUUUCAAAACCGCUUUUCGCAGAAGUUUCAAAUCGGAGCUUCUGCUUUUAUGUUAUACAAAAAUGCUUUUCGGCUUUUCAAAAACCGAGCUUUUAGAGGUGUUUGGCGCUGCUUCAGCUUUUAAAGCCGAAAAACUCUUCUAAAAGUCGGCCAAACAUAGGCAUUAUAGGACAGUCUAGUGUUUACAUUGGGAAGCAUUGCUCCCGUCCGUUGGAUUUACGACUUCGGUUCUUGCUCCCUCUCAGAGAUCAACCUUGAAGGGAUGUUCAGGUUGCCAAAUCUAAAAGCCUUUUGAAGAGCAAGUAUUUGUUCAUCAUAAUCGGUACUUUAUCCAGAUUGGUCAUAUAAUUUUGAUAUCUGUACAAAAUGGUCAGAUAGCUCUUGUUUUAAGCUAAACUAGGAUGAUUAGGGAUGACAAAAAUAACCAUACUCGUGAAUACCUGAUCGAAUUCAACAAAAUCAGGUAAGGUGAUACUCGAACUUGAAAGAUUUUUUUAUGGAUAUGGGUAAAACUAGAAUUCGAAUAUUGCAGUUGAUGGAUGGACAUGGGUUUCUCACUAUCACUCUCGAACCCCCGAUUAUACACAUGUAUAUAUAUUUGUUUGAAACUAAUCAUUAUUUUUCUUAACAUAGUUUAUAUUUAUCAUACAUAUAUAAUAUUUUCAUGAAACUGAAUUGUUUUUAACUAAUUUUCUCGUUCUAGUAAUUUAUUAAUUAUAUAAUGUCAGUAUACGCGUAGUUAUUUUUUUGGAUAAGGGUGAUAUAGGUUUAAAAUUUUGUGAUUAAGGUACUACGGAAGGGAUUCGAACCGGGGACCUCCAGGUUAUAGGCUAGUGGUAUGACCACUAGGCCAAACCCUUGUUCGUGUUAGCAUAAUGGUUUUACUUGUAUGGAAACCCAAAAUCCGAUCGAGUAUUGACAUGAUUUUGAAAUUUAACCAGUUCUUGUAUGAAUAUGAAUAUGAAUAUAGGUAAAACUCGAACUAUUUUUAGAGGUGUAAUGGAUAUGUAUUAUCCUCCCCCGACUCGUUGCCAUUCCCAAGGAUGAUAUGCCAUGGUAUUAGGAAUGAUAAUAGGACAAGUAGGCUGGAUAUCUUAAUCUUAUCUUAUCUUAACUUAUAAUAUGGCCGUUGUGGAGCAAGUUUUUGCCACAUAGGACAACGGAAGCUCCACAAUUUUCCAUGUCAUUUUGUCUUUUUUAACAUUUUAAGUUAUUAGUUACAUUAAAAUAAAAAUAAAUAAACAUUUAUAUCAAUCAUCAUCACAAAGAUUUGAACCUACGACCUAUGAGGUCAAACUAUCAUCAUUUCAAAUGUUCAACCACCAGGAUAAAGUAUAUUUGAUGCUAUUAAUCACAACAAAACAUGUAUAUCUAUCACCAUAACUAAGAUUUAAUCAUGUAACCUAGAAGCUCAAAUUGUAAUCAUUUCAAUUUUUUAACCAAUAGAAUAAAAUAUCUUUCAUGCAAUUAAUCACAACUAUUUUUAACCAAUAGAAUAGCUAUCAUGGUUACAAUUUUGUAUUCUAUUUUUUAGCAUUGAUAUCAUUAACAUCUACAAAUAAAUUAUUUUUAGUUUAUAAUGUUUCAUAAUUGUUAUAAUUUCUUAAAAAUAAAUAAAAAAAUCCGAAAAACCAUAAAUUUAGUUGGUAUACAAUUAUAAAAUUUUAAAUAAUUUGACAUGGGAUUAUCUUUUAAAAUUGAAAAAUGAAAAGUAAAGAAUAAUCUUCUUCUGCAUUCUAGAACACGAAAAAUUUAACAUUUUGUUUGUACGAACUACUAUAAAUAUGUGAACCAAUG
Molecule: messenger RNA, 6068 nt
Organism: Linum trigynum
Lineage: Eukaryota; Viridiplantae; Streptophyta; Magnoliopsida; Malpighiales; Linaceae
Source: the annotation of a GenBank genome assembly